GUUGCCAGUGGCUGAAUUUGAGGGUUCGCGAUCGGUGAGUUCAUGCCGCAUUUGCCGGACGGCAGCUUUGCUCGCGGCGAGAAGUGGUUCGCAAAGCGGGGUCGUCCAAAGAAUCAUACAGAGGAGUUCUGGCUGAAGUACGAAGGAUUUGGCUGCCAGGCCUUUGAGGCAGGAGAGAUUGGAAUCACCGCCUUGCACAAAGCGGCGGCUUUUGGAUGGCCACAGCAGGCCCAAUUCCUGCUGGCCCGAAACGCUGAGAUUGUUUCAGCGAGGAGCAAUGUACCAGUCAAACGAACAUCAGAUCAUUCUUCAAGGAUAUCCAAGGACAUCUGCACAUCAGUCCGCUAGAGACGUGGCAGAGCGUGGAGCGGCCUGGUGCAUGGCUAAUGGCAAGACCAAUAAGGAGCGUCAGCAACAUCAGGAGGUAGCUGACCUUUGUGCCCGUGCGGAGAACGGUGAAGCGAUCACCUUCGAUGUGGUUGGGAGCAACUGAGCUCGUUUGACCACACACAUUCUUUUGCUAAACGCAAGUAAGACAUCGUAACACGAUGUAGAACGUCGUAGUCAUAGACUUAUUUCGGUUUGACUCGGGCCGGAAGUACAAUAUGUAGAAUUAUAUGACGUUGCAGCCCUACCGAAACUGGCGGGGCAGUCACACAGAAAACGACGAGAUUUCAAUGAUUUCAGCGAUUUGACAAAA
Molecule: messenger RNA, 700 nt
Organism: Cladocopium goreaui
Lineage: Eukaryota; Dinophyceae; Suessiales; Symbiodiniaceae
Source: the annotation of a GenBank genome assembly